UCAGCGACUUAUAGCGGGACUGCGUCGGGCAUUUUGACACUGGGGGGGGGGGGCUGACUUGGUGUCACUGACAUCCUCAGUGACACCAACACAGUGAUCAGUGCUAAUAAAAAGCACUGACACUAUACUAAUGGCACUGGGCAGGAAGGGGUUAACAUCUGGGGCGAUCAAAGGGUUAACUGUGUGCUGGUUAACUAUAAGCUGUGUGUAUGCUUUACACUGUAAGCACACUGCUUUGCAUGGCUGUGCUAUGUAGAGCCAUACAAAGCAGUGUGCAGAAGCUGACAGGGAGAGAUCUGUGUUGUUUAUACAUAGGUCUCUCCCCUGUCGGAGAUACUUGGCGAUCAACGGGUGCCGGCAAGAAAUCA
Staurois parvus is the source of this 368-nucleotide messenger RNA. Lineage: Eukaryota; Metazoa; Chordata; Amphibia; Anura; Ranidae. The record is from the annotation of a GenBank genome assembly.